Messenger RNA from Parnassius apollo (apollo), 666 nucleotides. The record is from the annotation of a GenBank genome assembly. NCBI's taxonomy places the organism in Eukaryota, Metazoa, Arthropoda, Insecta, Lepidoptera, Papilionidae.
AUGGAACGUUGGCUUAAAGGCGUUAAGCGUGUUGCAACAACAUCUUCUAAUGACGCUGAAUGUUCAAAAUCAGUACACGCGGAAAAUACAGCAAUUACCGAUCCAGACGAUGAUGCCACAACGUCAAUCUCCACGGUUUCAAAGACGAAAAAAAGGAAGUAUGAUGAAUCAUUUAUCACUUUCGGAUUUGUUGAUUCCAACGGCUCACCUCUCUGCAUGUUAUGUAGUAAACUACUUCCUAAUAGUUCCAUGGCACCUGCCAAAUUGCGCAGACAUUUAGAAACUGUGCACCCCGAGUCUAAAGACAACAAUAAAGAAUUUUUUGUUCGUAAAAAAGAACAGUUAUUGGAAAGUCCAAAUAAUAUGAUGCAUGUAAAACAAACUAUCAAUGAAAAGGCCACGGAGGCAUCAUAUUUAGUUAGCUAUCGCAUUGCACAAGCAGGUGAAGCGCACACUAUCGCUGAGAAUUUAAUAAAUCCAUGUGUGUUAGACAUAACAAAAUGUAUGCUCGAUGAAAAAUCUGCAAAGCAUCUUUCUACUGUACCGCUAUCAAACGAUACCAUUUCACGUCGAAUCUAUGAUCACGGCUACAAAAAACAAGAGUCGCCUUGCAAAUGGAUGAGUCAACUGAUGUCACUGGUCUGGCUAUCUUGCUGGUUAUCGUGA